AUGAAUCUUUAUGAUUUUAUUCGAACAUUUGAUCAUGAACAAAAUUUUCAACGACAAAUUGAACAAUAUGAAAUAAAAGAUUUUCAAUUAAUGUAUUUUGAUCAUAUUUGUCAAUUAUAUGCAAAUUCUAUUAGUAAUUUUCAACAUUUAUUUACUGAUGUUUCUCAAUUAUUACGAACUCCAAUUGAAAUACAACUUGAUAAUGAACUUAGUGAAAUGUUACAAGGAGCAACAAUUAGUGUUGAUGAUAUCGAUGGAAUUAAAGUACUCAUUCAAACAAUUACUGAUUUAUUAAAUGAUCUUCGAACAAAUGAACAUUUUCUUCAAAGACAAUGGACAGAUUCGUUAAAAGAAACAUGUUCUAUCUUAGCAAUUGAAAAUUCGAUUUUGAAUUUAAUACCCGAUGGAAUUAAAUGUGAAAACUAUGUUGCACUUUGUAUUCAUUUAAUUCGAAUGAGAACCAUUUUACAAGAACGAAUGGUUAAUAUCGAAGAAAAAGAAACUAAACAAUGGGAUGAAAAUAUCAACAACAAACCCAUUGAUCAGCAUCCAAAUCGUUUUUCGAAUUAUUUGAAUGAAAUAUCAAUAGAAAAUGAUGUUUCGAAGAAUUCAGUUGAGACAGAUGAUAAAGAUAUUUGGUUAGAUAUUCCAGGUUAUACAUCGGCUAAUCCAAUUGUUGAUGAUAUCUUCUUUGAUGAUCAUGUUAAAGAAACUCCAAUUCCUCAACCAACAACAACAACAACUUUUGAUUAUGAAUCACUCUUUCAAUUAGAUGUGAAAUCAGUUCCAUUAACAACAUCGAUUUUAUUUGAACAAAUUCAUAAUCAUAAAGAAGAAUCAAUAGCGAUAGAUUUGAAAAAAGCAUUAAAAUUUUCAAUAAGUCAUCCUGAUGGAAAAGUUGCUUCAAGUUUUUGGAAAGGUGAAAAUUUAUUUCAUAAAUUACGUGAAGUGUUCAAGAAAGAAAAAUAUGAUGAAAAUAUAUUUGUUAUUAUUGAUAAAAAUGAUAUUCUUCUUGAUUUUCUUAAUGAAAAUACUCCAGUACCAAAACGUAUGUCUCAAGAAUAUUUCAUUAUUCAAAAAGAAUCGUUAUUUCAAAUCGAAUUUCGUUUUCAAGAUAAUAAUUUCAAAUAUUUCGUUUCAUUGAACGUUAAAAUUCCUUCAAUAAUUCAACGAUUUCUUACUGAUUAUAAUAUAAAACCUUCAUCAGAUGAAAAUUAUCUUUGUUUCUUUAACGAACAUAAAAAAACCAUUGAAAAUGAAACUAUCGCUGAUCUUAUCAAACAAACGAACAAUCCAGAAUCAAAAAUUAUUCCAAUAAUCAUUACUGAAGAUAAUCUUAAUACUUCUUUACUUUAUCAAAUCACUCUACGAACAAAACAAAAUCAAGAACAAACUGGUUUCUUUCAUCCCACUGCAAAUUGGAAACAUGUCAAUGAAUGGUUAAAACAUUUCGAUCAAAUCAUUGAUUCUCCAACAAAUGAAUAUUCUUUUUUUAAUAAAGAACAACAGACAAUUCUCGAUGAAAAUCAAACAAUUUCUUCAAUACUUAUUGAUGGAAUCGAUCGAAAUAUAACAAUAAAAGUUACAUUUACUUAUGAAACAAAUAAAGUAACAAUCAAUGCAUUAAAAUCAACAAAACUUUAUCAUUUAUUAAACAAUGAACAUCUUCUUCGACAACUAAAUUUAAUUGAUAUAUCUCCUAAUGAUUGUGUUCUUGUUCUUGAAGGAUCAAAUGAACAAAUUCUUUCGCAAAAUGAUAUUCAACAACCUGUAAAUCAUUAUAUAUCAACAGAUAAUCAAUCAAUUCAUUUUAGAAUAUCAAUUAUGAUUCAGAUAUUUCGAUAUGAUAGUUCAGAACCAAUUUCAAUUCAUUUUUCAAACAGAAAUAUCAUAAUGGAAGAUAUAUUUCAAUCAAUUACUAAUGUUCCAUCCAAUGUUUAUGAAUACUUAGCUUCCAAUUCAACAAAGAAAGUUAUUGAUUAUUGUGACAAACUUUCGAAUAUAAAUGAAACAAAAUUUUUAUUAGUUAAAGAAAAUGAAACGUGUCUUGUAUCAAUUGAAAAACCUAAAAAUAAUCAAUUACUUGAUUUAGAUGAUGGACAAAAUGAUAUUCAUCAACGAUAUACUAUUUAUGCUCGAAUUCUCGAUAUUUAUCAGGAAAAUCAACUUGAUAUUGAUCAUCAAUAUUUAUUUUAUUCGAAUGAUUUUGUUCCAUCAAUUCAAACACAAUUAAUAUCUUUUCAAUCACCAUCAUCAUUAUCAUCAAUUCGAUUUACUUUAAGCAAUGAAAAUUUACCAGUGAAUAUUACCAUUGCAAAUAAUGAAAAUCAACAAACAAUUCAAUUUCAUUCUUCUUUAACAAUUAAUAUUAAAAGUUUACGUUCGUUUGCUUGUCAAUUAUUUUUAUUAAAUGAGAAUUAUUAUCAAUUAAUGUAUGAUGGUUGUCCACUUGAUGAUGAUGAUAUAACUUUGAAUGAUAUUGAUUCUGAUAUGACUCAUAUAGAAUUACAAAUGAACUCAACAGCAGAGAUUCAUUGUUCAAUUCAAUUUGGUGAACAAAAAAUUAUAUUACCGUGUUCUUCAAAUACAUUAAUAGAAAUGAUUAUUAAAGAAUCAUUAACAAAAUUAUAUUUAUCUCAAGAUGAGAAUCAGAUUUAUGAAUUAUUUGCUUUGACUGAUGAUGAUCAAACAUCAAUUGAAGAAGAUAUUCCGAUUGAUGAUAUUUAUUCAUUAUUUCCAUCUAAACCAACUCUCAUACCGUUUGAACUAAAGAAGAAAGGCGAAUAG
Messenger RNA from Adineta steineri, 2787 nucleotides. NCBI's taxonomy places the organism in Eukaryota, Metazoa, Rotifera, Eurotatoria, Adinetida, Adinetidae. The record is from the annotation of a GenBank genome assembly.